This is a messenger RNA of Hyaena hyaena (striped hyena), 3922 nucleotides long. It is a transcript of the gene KCNAB2, whose product is annotated as potassium voltage-gated channel subfamily A regulatory beta subunit 2. The record is from RefSeq and is a predicted model, not a curated record. Gene Ontology annotation, cellular component: voltage-gated potassium channel complex; membrane; extrinsic component of cytoplasmic side of plasma membrane. Lineage: Eukaryota; Metazoa; Chordata; Mammalia; Carnivora; Hyaenidae. Gene Ontology annotation, molecular function: voltage-gated potassium channel activity; potassium channel regulator activity; transmembrane transporter binding. The coding region runs from base 168 to 1271 and encodes 367 amino acids. Gene Ontology annotation, biological process: regulation of potassium ion transmembrane transport; potassium ion transport; regulation of action potential. The transcript is spliced from 17 exons.
CGAAAAUGGUCUUGUCUCAGGAACAGGAUUGGGAGCACAGAGCACAGUGGCGCUCGUUUCCUGCCUCUUGCCCUGACGAGCUGCAGCUCUGAGGCCCCCUCCGCCCUGGCUUCAGGAUCUUCCCUCCGUGAAGAAGAGAGCAGGUCAGCACAAGUGAGGCCGGCUCCAUGUACCCAGAAUCGACCACGGGCUCCCCGGCGCGGCUCUCUCUGCGGCAGACGGGCUCCCCCGGCAUGAUCUACAGUACUCGGUAUGGGAGCCCCAAAAGACAGCUCCAGUUUUACAGGAACCUGGGCAAGUCGGGCCUGCGGGUCUCCUGCCUGGGGCUCGGAACAUGGGUGACCUUCGGAGGCCAGAUCACCGAUGAGAUGGCGGAGCAGCUAAUGACCUUGGCCUACGACAAUGGCAUCAACCUCUUCGAUACUGCAGAGGUCUACGCGGCGGGCAAGGCCGAGGUGGUACUAGGAAACAUCAUCAAGAAGAAAGGAUGGAGACGGUCCAGCCUGGUCAUCACCACCAAGAUCUUCUGGGGAGGAAAAGCGGAGACCGAGAGGGGCCUUUCGAGGAAGCACAUAAUAGAAGGUCUGAAAGCCUCCCUGGAGCGGCUGCAGUUGGAAUACGUGGACGUGGUGUUUGCCAACCGCCCGGACCCCAACACGCCCAUGGAAGAGACUGUGCGCGCCAUGACCCACGUCAUUAACCAGGGGAUGGCCAUGUACUGGGGCACGUCACGCUGGAGCUCCAUGGAAAUCAUGGAGGCCUACUCGGUGGCCCGGCAGUUCAACCUGAUCCCGCCCAUCUGCGAACAGGCCGAGUACCACAUGUUCCAGCGCGAGAAGGUGGAGGUCCAGCUGCCCGAGCUCUUCCACAAGAUAGGAGUGGGCGCUAUGACCUGGUCCCCUCUGGCCUGCGGCAUCGUUUCCGGAAAGUACGACAGUGGCAUCCCGCCCUACUCGAGAGCCUCCUUAAAGGGCUACCAGUGGCUGAAGGACAAGAUCCUGAAUGAGGAGGGCCGGCGCCAGCAGGCCAAGCUGAAGGAGCUGCAGGCCAUAGCCGAGCGCCUGGGCUGCACCCUCCCCCAGCUGGCCAUAGCCUGGUGCCUGAGGAACGAGGGAGUCAGCUCCGUGCUCUUGGGUGCUUCUAGCGCAGACCAGCUCAUGGAGAACAUCGGAGCGAUACAGGUGCUUCCGAAACUGUCGUCUUCCAUUAUCCAUGAGAUUGAUAGUAUUUUGGGCAAUAAACCCUACAGCAAAAAGGACUACAGAUCCUAAGAAGCCCACCCCCACCCCCCACCCCGGCCGCUUGCCUGGACAGUUUCCGUUUCCCUCCCAGUCUCUCUGUUCGCUCGCUUAAGCUGUUUCGAAGCCAAGUCAGGGGUGUGGUUUGCAUCAAAAAGAAAACAUCACACAUGGCCCGAGAUGUCAGCCCCGAGAUGUCAUCAGGAAAAGAUCUCAAAAGUCGCUGCAAGACACCAUUCGAUGCUUCGCGGGACCGAGUUCUGAUCCGCGCUGGGGAGACCACGCUGAUCGGGAAGGGUGUUGGCACGGCCCCGCCCAAGCUCGCCUUCAGCCUCCGCUUUCCCUCCAGGAAGAAACCACCACCUUGUCUCCCAGUCUCGGCCCUUCCCAGAGACGCCUGGAGGCCAGGCCGAGCUCCAGUCGGGUGCGGGGGGCAGCAGGGCCGGCCUCUCCUCAGCCGAGCACCCCCACCUGGUGUCGGGGGUGGGAAAGAGGAAACCAGGUCUGGCCCCUCCCGGGGCCCCUCUGCCAGGACACUGAACACUGGGCAGAGCCCCCAGGUGGGGGUCUCCCUCAACCUCCCUCCUUGCCAAGGGCUCCCAGGACUUUACGACGGGCCCGACCUCAGAUCCAUUCUGCCCCCGCUUCUCCACCACCCCCUGCCCCUGCAGGUCUCUAAGGGGCCUUCCAAGCUAUCCCUUGACCCUCACCCCCACCCUUGCCAGCAGGGACCGAACUCCAGGGGGAUUCCUCAUCAGUUUGGGGCUCGCAGGAGGUUGGGGGUUCUGACCAAGCUCAUCGCCCUGGCAGCUGCCUCCCUGCACACAGUUGAGAUCCCCGUGCCCAGAGCAGCCCUGAGCGGGGAGGGGCCUGAGGGGAAGGCUCCAGCCCAGGCCUCUCAGGGCCCCACCUGCCCUCCUUGCCCCAGAAAGCCCUGAGGUCAUGCGUACUUAGCUAGACUGUGGCCACAGACCACACGCGGGGCGGCCCACCUGCCCCAUCUGGGCCAUGGCCUCGGGGUCUGCAGAGAGAACACACUCAGGCCCCUGGGUGCCCUGCGUGCCCUGCGUGCCUGGGGUGCUGGGGAGGCUGAACAUCCAGCAGAAGCCCCGCAGUCUAGGAAAAGGCCCCAGGAGCCUCUCCCUGCCGCAGUGCCUUCAAGGCCUCAGAGCAGGUUGGGGUGAGGUACCCCACAUUAGGGUGCUCAGUCUGAGUGCCCAGAGCUUGUCUCCUGGGCAGACGGGCAGCAGAACCACCACACGCACCCUGUGCAGAGGUCAGGACGGCUGGAGCUAGUCAUUCCUGUCGGUGCAUCCACACCCCCGCCCCCAGCCUGGAGCAGACAUCUGUCACCCUCAGGCGGGCAAGAUGGAGGAGGGGAGGGCCUGCAGCCAGGGGUCCUAAGCUGCCGGCCUCUGCUGGCUGUUAGGAGGCUAGAGCCCACCCUGUAGGGGCCUCGGUGCGUCCGGUCCCGGCGGGUGCAGCUGGCCCUACGCGGACACCCCACCUACAGCCACACCCUCCCUGCGGCCGGUCACUGGUCCUGCUUUACCCUGCUGGGCCAAGGCCUGAGAAAGCCAUAAACUUCCUGACCUUUGUGCCCACCCUGGAGUCUAGAACUUUCCCCACCUCCUCCGGCUCCCUGCCCAGGCCCCGGGGGGGAGUGGGGAGGGGUCAUCACCAAAUCUACAAGCUGCACACUGUGGGGGUGGGGCGAGGGGAGCCUGUCCUGGCGGGGGACUCCCCCUGCCUGUGGCCACUGCACACCACACAGGGUGGGUGUCUAGCUCCCAGGACAGGCAGGGACCAGGCGCUCUGGGCCAGGCAGCCCCAGCCAUGCUGAGGGAGCAGACUGCCCACCCCUCACUGGGGAGAGCUGCUGGCCCCUCCUUCACAUUGCUGCCCCCACAUGGGGAGCCACACCUGGGAAGGCAGUGCCCUCUUGGCCACAUGUUUGCCAAACAGGGAGCCGAGGGCCCCCAGAGUUGAGCUGGGCCCAGGCUGAAAUGCCCACGGCAAGGACCCAGGCACAUUCGCAGUCCUGGGAACCUGUCCACAGCCUGGUUCUGAGCUGUUCUAUUUCUCCCACACCCACUUGCAGGGAGGACCUGGCUCUGCUUCCUGGGGGAGGGCUCCUGACUUAGAGGGGGUCUGGUGUGGGGGAGGGGCAGGUGGGCCCCUCCCCCCACCCCGGGUGCCCAGUCUGGAAACUAGCUGGGCAGAGUUGGGGCCUGGAGGAGUGGCCUGGGCCCUGGCGCAGGUUUACACUGGCCACCUGGUCGAGGGAUGCCUCCCAGCCUCUGGCCCUCGCCUUGAGGCAGGUUGCCCAAGGGGACCCCUCGGGGAAUGCCCGGCACAGGAGGCAGGUCCGCUCUGGGAGCAGGGCUGGGAUCCUCUCCUCUGCUGACACACGGAGCCCCCCGCCCCCCAUAUCCCAUCCCAGAUCCAGUGCAAAUCCGAGGUCCGUAGGAAUGACAGAGGGGCUUGCUCCGUCUUCUGUCAUGUAAAUAAUGUGCUUUUCUUCUCUCCCCCUUUUUUUAAUGACUGUGGCUCCUCAGCUAACUGCACUCCCUACGCAGGCAGACAUUGCCUGAUGCCUCGCGCUUCCAGACGACACUCAGCGAGACACAGCCACCGUAUUUAUGGAAUGACAAAUAAAACCCCAGCCUGUCGGGGUCUGCGGC